AACAUGACUGAUGUUGAAGCUUCAGAUAAACAAGAAGAGGUAUCCGACUCUCGUGCCGAAGACGAUCUUCCCCAAAAGAUAUUAGAAAAGUAUAAUAGCGAUCUUCGAGUACAAAUAAUCAAAGGAUACCGAAUCUUACAAGUUAUAGCGUACCAUUUGAAGGACAGUUCAUUUUUCGAAAAACCUGCCAAUGAAAAACUGGCCGGAAAGGAGUACUACGAUGUUAUCAAAAAUCCUAUGUGGUUUGACGAAAUUAAAAGAAAGAUAUUCGAUGUCGAGUACAAUUCAUUAGUAGAGAUAGUGAAAGAUAUGCGUCUAGUGUUCGAAAACUGUUAUUAUUUUUGGGGACCGAAAACUCUCAUGAGUGAGCAAUGUGUCAAAAUGGAACGAUUGAUGGAAAAGCAAUUACUCAUGUUGCCUAGAGAUUUAAGAAUUCUAUGUUCCCUGGAGGAAACUCAUGGUAAAAAUACGGAUAAAAUUGUAACGAAAAUCUGGAAUCGUUACAGGAAUAAAGGAAAAGGGUGUUCGAAUUUAAUGCUAAGAACGUGGAGAAAACGUAGAAUAUCAGAAGACGAAGACUACCGCAUUAAAUCAGAUCUGGCCAAUUACUGCUCCAAUAAAAAACAAAUUCUGAAAUGGGAGAGAGAAGUUUUGGGUUUGGAAGAUAAUUCCAAUACUACGUUUGAUGUUGUGCAAUUACCUCAAAUCGGCCAAUUCUUCCACUUAAUCGGCGAUACACUUGCCAGAGAAGCGUAUUGUCAGAUCGAAAUCGAGCGUAUGUUUUUAAUUCCGAAAUAUUCGAAUUCGUUCAAGGAAAUUUUAUCUUUACUACUUUUAGAGGAAAAUUCCGAAGAGUCUCCUUCGUACGAUGAUUUAAUGACUAAAUUGAAAGAUCUCUUAAUUGAAUGGUAUAUGAUUUACGAAGACAAUAAUCACGACGAUGAUGAGGCAUCUCGUGUCGUUGGCAUUGAACCAGAAUUCUUUAGAAUUCUCGGCGAAACGAAUCCGUUGCUGAAUUCAUCCUACGAAGACUUAUCCUACCGUCAGAAAGUUGUAACCGUUAAAUCUUUAUGCGAUCAUUUUGUGUACGAAAGAUCCAAUAUCAAAGAAGCGAUUGCGAACGCCGAUGAAAAAAUAUUCACAUCGGAAACGAUCGGUCGUGAUAAAUUUGGAUACGGUUAUCUGUUUUUCAACACUUUUCUCGAUUUCCGUCUGUACAAACAAAAAUUAAUAGAGGAUGACGUCAGCUCAAAUAAUAAAUUUUACGAUGAUUUUUCAAACGAAACGUUGAAGAAAUUUUUCCCUAAAGGAUGCACGAAUUUCGAAAUGGUAGCUGACUCGGUCGAAGGAUUACGCUGUUUAAUCGACGAGCUUAUUUAUUCGGACGCGGAACCUUCGAAAAAAGAUGGCAAAUCGACGAAUUACGAAGUGAUCGAAUCUUUACGCGAUCUAGAGAAUAGAAUUAUCGAGAAUGAAAAUUUAUACAUCGAGCGGACUAAUCGAGCUAGAAUGAAAUUAUACGACGAAUGGAGAAGCCACAACUCAGAUUGGCAUGAUGAUCCUUCGGACGUAGAAGAUGCUUCGAACGAGUGUCAAGAAAACGGUGAAAGUGAACAAACACAUGCCAGCGAAGCUGACGAUUCGAUUUGCGAUUCUCCUGUCAGCAAAAGCACCCUGGGUAAAAGUGUCGAUAAUACGGAUGAAGAUGAAACUCGUUUCAGUUCAAAUACCACCGAUGAGGUGAAGGAUGACCAAAGAAUCGAUGGCAAUGACGAGCAGCUUACCAAUGAAACCGAUGCCGAUGGACUUUUCAUUAAAACUGAAAUUAAAGAUGAACCGUUGAACGACGAAUUAUCAUCUUCUGAAACCUCCACGUACAGCGGUCGCCGAAGACGAAGCUCGGUACCCAGUUACAACAUGUUCGAUAACAAGAUCUUCAGCGACGAAAGCGAUUCGGAAUCAGCCGAAGAAAUCUACUCGGAAGGCGACGACUCGGACGACGACUGGGACGCGCCCAAAAAGAAGAGCAGAAAAUUACCGAAAAAUAAAUUAGUCAAACAACUGAAACAAAACGCCGAAGAUUCUAACCGAAGGAAACGAAAAUAUCGCCGAAGAAACGAACCAGAAUCGGUCGCAGCCGAACCCGAAACGACUGGGCCCAAACCAGCCAUAAUGGAGAUAGAUCCGACGACCAUUAAAAAGGAAGAAGAACUCGAUAUCAUGGAUUCGGCGACUGCAACGACGACUACUUCGCAAGAAAAUUACGCUAUGAAAGAAGAAGAUAAAAGUAAACCGGAACAGAAGAUAAAAGUGGUAUCUUUGGCGAGAUUACAAAACAAUUCCGAGAAUAUUUCGAAAUCGAGGGAAUGCGCUCCUUUACCUCGGAUCGUCAGCCAGGGUAGUCUUCAAAUGCCAUCGCAAGGUACACCUUUGCUGAAUAACUCGAUAGUUUCAUCUUCAGCACCGCCGAACGCUGGGAAUACGUAUUCUGGUGUCCAUCCUGCGACUUUUGCUAUCGUAGGACAACCUCAAGUGAUCAGUAACGCGUAUAUUAUCACCACGAAUCAGAAUAGCUUUCAAGGAGGUUCGGCUCCGCAAUACCAAAUGCAGCCUUAUCCACCGUCCGCGUAUAGAGCUCAGGGUAUUACUGCUGCGAACGCUGCUGCAAUGCGGAAUCAUCAAGUUCCUCGUAUCGUUAACGCUACCGGUGCGUUUAUUAACGCUCAAGCUUCGAAUAAUAAACUACUGGUGGUUAAUCAAAACAUGCCUAUUCGAUUUACUCCUUCGAUGCAGCAGCAACAACAACAACAACAACAAGUGUCCAGAACUCCACUCAAUUUCUAUAAUAAAUCGGCCCGGUUCCGACCAAGUCAACCACCUUCGACGACGCCACCUACAUUUAAUAGACAAAUGUCUCAUUCGAUGCCGCCUAAAAAUAAUACUAAUUAUGGAAGGAAUACCCUAAGCUCUAAAUUAGGUCGUAAUGUUACCGUGAUUCCUAAAGUUAUCAAUAAAAUCAACGAAAGAGGCAACUCGUUCAAAGAAAUUGAAGGAGCUAUCGGAAUUCAUUCGGAUAAUGGUACGUUGCAAUACGUCGUGAAUUUAGCCAACGGUACUCACGUUCCAUUAACCAACGAUCAAGUUCAAAAACUUCGAGAUGGUAAUAAUGGGGCUCUGCCAUUGAAACUGAAAAUCCCAGUACCGAUGGAUGUUGCUGAGAAAAUUGAGCCCUGUGUCGUUAUCGAUGAUUGAAUCGAGUGUUAUGAUUUUUAAUGACCACUGUGUGGUGUGUAGGUAACUCUAUAGGAUGAGCGUUAAGCGAGUAUAUUGUUUAAAUAUACGAGUAAGUUUAACUCUUUUGUUUUAAAAGUAAUGCCCUUCGGAUAUUACGGCUGUGAGUUUUGAUUUUGUCUACGUAGUACAUGAUACCUAGCUGACUAAUUUUGUUUUUCAAUUUGUUUUAAUUUUUAUUUAUUUAAUAUUUUUAUUAUUAUUAAUUAUUACGAAUACGUGCACCAAGUCACUGAUUAACUAUAAUGAGCUGGUUUUCUGUAUCCGAAUCGUGGAUUUAUGUACGGAAUACGUAUGUAUAGUUUAGGAAAAUUAGCAUUCCAUUGGGAAAGUGCCUUCGCGUCCCUGGUGAUCGUUCUCCCCUAUUCUGAAUCUAAGCCCUGCCCAAAUUUGGUUUUUGGCCUGAGUCUCUUCAAUAAUAUUGAUCCUUGAGGAAAAAUUUUGUUUUCUAGAAAAUUUAAUCACUAUUUUUUUGUCAAAAUUGCCACAAAGUUAUUUUCUGCCAAAAUUAUCAGAACAGUCCUGUUUUUGGCAUUUUGCUGCAAUCUUCAAAAAAUCGUAUUUUUCUGUCAAAAUUGUUUCAAGAAAUACUUAUUGUUUCUUGUUAGAAAAUUCCUGUAUUUAAAAAAAAUUGUCAACCAAGGUCAAAUUUUUGCCAAACUGUCAAAAAGAAAAUCCGGUAUUUUGUCAAAAUGGUCAUUAAGAAGUUGUGUUUUUUUAAAAUCCAAAUUGCCCAAAAAAGUCCUAGUUUUGUCAAACAAAAGUCAAGUAUAAUUCACAAAAAAGUUUGGAUUUUGUUCCUUUUUGUUAAAAUGGACAAAAAAAUCCUACAUAUUUUUCAACAAAUUGUCAAAAACAAACAAAUGUCAAGUUUUCUGCCGAAAUUGUCCUCAAAAAAUACUGUGAUUUGUCAAAAUUGCCCAAAAAAAGUCCUAGUUUUGUCAAACAAAAGUCAAGUAAUUGACCAAGAAGUUUGGUUUUUGGUUCCUUUCUGUUGAAAUAGACAAAAAAAUCCUACAUAUUUUUCAAAAAAUUGUCAAAAACAAACAAAUGUCAAGUUUUCUGCCAAAAUUGUCCUCAAAAAAUACUGUGAUUUGUCAAAAUUGCCGAAAAAAGUCCUGUUUUUCGAUUGCUACUUUUUUUUGUCAAAAUUAUAGAAAAGAUUAUAUCUAUUUUCUUGUCCAGUUUGUCAAAAAAAAAACUAAAAAGUCACGUAUGGUUCACCGAAGUUGUCAAUAAAAUCCUUAUAUUGUAUCAAAAUUGCCAAAAAGUAAUGUUUUUCUGAUUUUUUUUAUACUCAAUUAAAAUUGCCAAAAAAGUCAAUAUUUAUCAAAAAAAAUUUUUUUGUUUUUUUUGUUUUUUUUUAAAUUGUUUUUUUUUUUCAAAAAAAAAAAAAAAAACAGUAAAAAAUGGUCUUGUAUCUUGUCAAAAAUUCAAAAAUUGUCAGAAAAACUAAAAAGUCCUGUCUUGGCUGUCUUUUAUCAAAAUUGCCUAGAAGUGAUGUUUUUCUGAUUUUUAAAAAAAAUUAAAAUUGUAAAAAAAAGUCAAAAUUUAUCAAGAAGUUGUGUUUUUCAGUUUUUUUUUGUAUACUUAUUCCAAAAUUGUUUUAUUUUUUAUUUAAAAAAAGAAGUAAAAAAUGGUCCUGUAUCCUGGCAUAAAUUCAAAAUUGUCAGAAAAAUCCUGUAUUUUAUCAAAAUUGCUCAGAAGUGAUGUUUUUCUGAUUUUUUUAAAAUCAAAAUUGCCAAAAAAAACCAAACUUCAUCAAAAAGUUGUUUUUCAAUGUUUUUUUUGUUUUUUUUCAAAAUUGUUUUUUUUUAAAGAAAGUAAAAAAUGGUCCUGUAUCUUGUCAAAAAUUCAAAAUUGUCAAAAAGAAGUCUUGUAUUUUAUCAAAAUUGCCAAAAAAAAGUCAACUUCAUCAAAAAGUUGUUUUUCAAUGUUUUUUUGUUUUUUUUUCAAAAUUAUUUUUUUUUAAGGAAGUAAAAAGUGGUUCUGUAUCUUGUCAAAAAUUCAAAAUUGUCAAAAAGAAGUCUUGUAUUUUAUCAAAAUUGCCAAAAAAAAGUCAACUUCAUCAAAAAGUUGUUUUUCAAUGUUUUUUUGUUUUUUUUUCAAUUUUUUUUUUUAAGGAAGUAAAAAGUGGUUCUGUAUCUUGUCAAAAAUUCAAAAUUGUCAAAAAGAAGAAGUCCUGUAUUUUAUUAAAAUUGCCAAAAAGUGAUGUUUUUCUGAUUUUUUUUUAAAUCAAAAUUGUCAAAAAAAGUCAAACUUUAUAAAAAAGUUGUUUUUCAAUGUUUUUUUGUUUUUUUUUUCAAAAUUGUUUUGUUUUAUAGGAAGUAAAAAAUGGUGCUGUAUUUUGUCAAAAAGAAAAAGUCCUGUAUUUUAUUAAAAUUGCCAAAAAAAAGUCAAAAUUUUUCAAGAAAUUGUUUUUUUCAGGUUUUUUUUGUUGUUUUUUUUUAAGAAGUAAAAAAUGGUCCUGUAGAUCUUGUCAAAAAUUCAAAAUUGCCAACAAAAAGUCAAAAUUUAUCAAGAAAUUGUGUUUUUCAGAUUUUUUUUGUGUUUUUUUAAAAUGGAUUUUUUUUUUCAAGUAAAAAAUGAUCCUGUAACUUGUCAAAAAUUCAAAAUUGUCAAACACAAGCCAAGUAAUUUACAAAAAGUUGUGUCUUGCAGUUCUUUUUUGUUCAAAUGGUAGGAAAAAUCCUAUUUUUUGACAAAUUGUCAAAAACAAACAAAUGUCAAAUUUUCUGCCAAAAUUGAAAUUUUUGAAUUUUUGGACUAAAAAAUUAAGACUUUUAAAGUUCUUGCAAAAAUCUCAUUUAUAAAAAAAUCAAAAGAUGGAAAAUUUUUGAAUUUUAGGAAAAAAUCAAGACUUUUAAAUUUUUGAAUUUUAGGAAAAAAUCAAGACUUUUCUGUACUUACUGAAAUCUUGACAAAAAUUAAGACUAAAAAAAAAAUUCUGACAAAAUAUCAAGACAGUUGGAAAAUGGAGACAUUUUUGAAUUACUGAAUAAAACAGGAAUUUUUCCAAAUGUUGGCUAAAAAAUUGUGAUCUUUUUCAAAUUUCCGAUAAAAAUUGUGGCUUAUUCGUUAAAAUCUUGAAAAAAAAUCAGAAGUUUUUGAAUCUCUCUCUUGAAAAAUCAAAAUUUUCUCAAAUUGACAACUAUUGGAACUUUUUUGAAUUAAAAAAAAACAGAAUUUUUUUCAAACAUUUUUUUUAUCAAUUUCUGGCAAAAAAUCAGGGCUUCUUGAAAUCUCUGGUUAAAAAAUCGAGACUAUUUCUCAUUUCUGACAAAAAUCAGGUCUUUUUUUAAACUCUCGCUGAAAAACCGAGAGUUUUUUUUCUGACAAAAAUCACGACUUUAAAUCCUGAAAAAAUAUCAGCACUUUCUUUACUCUGGCAAAAAAACCGAGGCUCUUUUAAAUUUCCGGCAAAAAUUCUUGACUUUUUGGAAGACUCGACUAAAAUUGAGAUUUUUUUUCAAUUUCUGGCCAUGAAUCAGGAUUUUUUAAAUCUGUGGUUAGAAAAUGAAAACUUUUUCGAAUUCGUGGCAAAAAAUCUCAGGUCUUCUUUGAAAUCAAAAUUCAGCUUUCUACCUCACUUUUCCCAAUGAACCCCUCUUUUUUGGGCUGAUUUUCCUGGACUAAUAACGAAAUUCGACUAAUAAAGUAUGUAAUCCGGAAUAAUUCAGGAUCGACCUUGCCUAAUUUGAUUUGUUCUUUGUUUGAUUAUUUUUAUACUUUUUGUUCCUCGUUUUUAAGUAUUUACAUUUUUUUUAAAUAACUAUUCGAGUGCAUGUAGCAUGUGUUUGUGGUUUUGUUAGGUCUAGAAAUUUAUAACUGUAGACUCUAUCUACGAGUAUGUAGAAUAUUGUACAUAAUACUUGUAUUAUUAAAAUGUACAUAGGUAGUAUAACUUUGCGAAGUAAUUGUACUUGUAAUGUACAGUGCUGCAAAUUUCUAACCUGUACGUUGGUGUACUGAUGAUCUUCACUACGAAUCACAAUUUUUCGAAUACGAUUAUUAAUAAUUAAGGAACCAAAUCAAGUUUUAAGUUAAAAUAGUUACCUAAUAACAUUUAAGAAUACUAUUACGUAGUAAUGUAGUAUUUAAAAAAAAAUUCUUUACGAAUCACAACGGGAAGUCGCAAUCAAAAACUUAUAAGUUUGAAUAAUUUAUACCUUGCUGUGCAAGAAAAAUUUGUAGGUAGUAGUUUUUAGUGGUUUCAAUCUUUGCGAAUGAUUUCGUUCCAAAAUAGAGCUAGAGCAGAUGUACCUGAUGGAGAUGGAAAGGUUUUACGUAAGAAAUUGGCCAAUGCUGAUGGCUCGACAACUUUUGUUUUAUUUUUUAAUAAACUUGAUUUGUUGCCAGUUAAAAUACGAAAUAUAUACGAUUUUUGAUUUUAGUA
Messenger RNA from Planococcus citri (citrus mealybug), 7687 nucleotides. RefSeq lists its product as uncharacterized. The transcript is spliced from 13 exons. The coding region runs from base 4 to 3252 and encodes 1082 amino acids. The record is from RefSeq and is a predicted model, not a curated record. Lineage: Eukaryota; Metazoa; Arthropoda; Insecta; Hemiptera; Pseudococcidae. Gene Ontology annotation, molecular function: protein binding.